CCAAAUCAAGAAAAGAUGUUAGAACGGUGGUUACUGUUUUUAGUUGUCUUUAUCAUGCCAGUCUUCAUAUGGCUUGUACAGUAUAAACUAGGAGAAAUUAGCGCAAUAGAAAAAAUAUGUAAUUGGAAAGAAAUACGAAAGAUUACUCCAAAAUCCGAAAGUUCAAUGAGGGAACAAUCUGAUGACAAAUGCAAGGAAGAGCUUCAGCUCAACGGUGAACCUUAUGUAUCACCACAACUGGACGCAGCAGGAGAGAGACGUGGAUUAGAUCUUAAUAAUAAACUAAAACUUUUUGCUACACAAGCCUCAGCUGAACAGAACUUGUUAACAAAAAAGCUUAUUAUAAACCAUGAAAUCAAAGGCAUGAAAUCAAAGGUAAAAAUAGAUAACAAAGAUUAUUUAGGAAACAAAAUGGAAACAUUAGUAAAGAAUAUACAUAUGAUUCGAAAAAUAAUCCGAAAUCACAAAGACAUUGGUAUAAGCAAAAAGAUCACCAUUCAACAAGAUAAUUCCGUUGCAGUGAAAAGUACCGACAUUCCAGUAACUGAAGCAACAAAAAGAAAUACUGAAAAUAUUGAAAGUAUUGAAAGUAUUACCGAAAAUGGUGAAAGUAUCAGCCGAAAUACCGGAAAUGGUAAAAGUAUCAGCAGGAAUAUCGAAAACAUAACCAAUACAACAACUCCACCAACGCAAGUAUCAACAUUACGCCUUUAUGGUCAGGCUAAUAAUAUUCAAAUUGAAUUUAGUACAACAAACAAACCGAUACAAUUCACUGAUGCAGUUUCGGUUACAAAGAAAAUAUCGACAAAGAUUGAUAGACUCGAUAAGAGUGCUCGAGUCAAUAAGGUACCACUUAAAGUAAAAAGAAACGAAAGUUUUCAAUCCCUGAGCAAAACACUGCCUUAUAAAACUAAAACAACAGUCCCAAAAAAACUCAUCCUUAUAUAUACACCGUUAUUUGGUAGUAUCCCAUGGCGACAUGUUCCACUAGGCUACAAAUUCACUGAACUUGAUAACAUUGCUCCAUGUCCUAUUAAUCAUUGUGACCUAACAUACGACAAAAACAAACUGAAUAUCAGUGCCGCUGUGUUGUUUCAUGGCAGAGACCUACCAAACGCCGAAGAGUUAAGAAAAUUACGACAUGAACAGACACAGGCAGUGGUUGCACAGCAAAAGUGGAUAUGGGUAAUGCAUGAGAGUCCAAUGUAUACAUAUUAUAAUCCGGAAAUAUAUAAUGGUAUAUUCAACUGGACUGCUACAUACAGGCCAGAAUCUGAGGUUUUUAUACCAUACUUUGACGUUCGCAAAUUUGUAGGAAACGAAGCAAAGUCACACAGUAGUAAAAACUUUGCAUCUGGAAAAGACAAGAUGGUUCUUUUUAUCAAUAGCCAUUGUGAUAGUUUACGAAUGAACUUCAUUAGAAAAUUAAAAAACUUUGUCAAUGUCGAUGUUUAUGGUAGAUGCAAGGAUUUGAUCAACCCCGACCUCGAAGAUUGUCCGAGGAAUUCUGAAACAUGUCGCAAACUGCAAAAACGAUAUAAAUUUUACCUGGCGUUCGAGAAUUCGUUCUGUUCAGACUACAUUACCGAAAAAUACUUCAAAAAUAGUUUGCAAAGACAUAUCGUACCUGUUGUGGUCAGUGGUGCAAAUUUAACUAAUCCAAAAAUAGCGUUGCCAAAAAGCUUUAUUAAUGUGUUUGACUUUAAAAGUUUAAACGAAUUAGGAGAUUAUUUAAAUUACUUGAGUGGAAAUGAUACAGCUUAUAACGAGUAUCAUCAAUGGAAUUCAAAAUACACAGUCGAACCGCGACAAGGUAUGUGUAAAUUUUGCAAAGCAUUGUGGGAGGAAAAGGAUCAUAAAGAAACUGGUUUUAAUUUAAAGAAUUUUUGGAGCAGCGAUAUUCACUGUAGAAAUCAGAGCGAACUGCUAAAUGUGUAUUUGUAAAGCUAACGUUUUUCUGUCUGUAAUAACAAUGCUAUAAUAUUUAUACUUUUUAUCUUUUUAACAAGUUUUCCGUAGCACAACCAUUAAAAAACAACUUUGAUUUUUUCAUGACCUUUUUUCUAAGAGGGUACUUUUUUAAAAAGGAGUAAAAAGCCAUACCAAGAAAAAAGA
This is a messenger RNA of Hydractinia symbiolongicarpus, 2115 nucleotides long. RefSeq names its product alpha-(1,3)-fucosyltransferase 10-like. NCBI's taxonomy places the organism in Eukaryota, Metazoa, Cnidaria, Hydrozoa, Anthoathecata, Hydractiniidae. The record is from RefSeq and is a predicted model, not a curated record. Bases 16 to 1944 code for a protein of 642 amino acids. Gene Ontology annotation, molecular function: alpha-(1->3)-fucosyltransferase activity. The transcript has a single exon. Gene Ontology annotation, cellular component: membrane.